AUGAGCGCGAGGGUGGGAGACGACCCUCAGAAUAAGUCCAUCGACGGAGUCAAGAACUUUCGACGGCGACUCGGUAACUCAUAUCAGCUACUACGCACGGCCAGGGUUUUCAGGAACGGAGAUGACCGAAAUAUUGCCCUUACUCUACCUUGGCAGUCUGAGAGACGCUCACGACCCCGAACAACUCGAAAAAUUCAAGAUUCGAGUGAACUUUCUUAUUUUCUAAAUAGCUUCUCUGCAGAACUGCUAAACUCAGAAAAAUUGAAUUCAACGAUUUUUCAAAACAUUUCGGAUAGAGAGAAUGAAACGUUUCAAAAUUCAUUACGGUUUUAACUUAUGAGGUUACGGUAACUUCACCUUCUACUAGAUUUUACAAAAUAAUACAAAAAUUUGAUGCCGCUGGCAUACAUGUUGGCUUGUUGAAUUGCAGUUUGAAAAGAUAUUCCUAACAAUAUUUUUCGGAGCUGAGGCGAUUGAGACAGGUUGGCGCCUUGUCGCGGUCACAAUUUUUUUCAAUAUUUUUAAAAAUUUACCGCUCAUUUUUCUGUUUUUCAUGUGUUUAAAUUAACAGUAAGAUCGGAACGAUUUUAUUGUUUCUGUUAGAAAGUUUACAAAUCGUGAAAUUGACAGGCGAUUCUUUCGGUGCAUGACAUGCCGCGGACGAGUGAGUUGCACCAGGGGAUGACCAUCAUGCAAAUUCGCAUUUCUGACAGUUCGGCUCAAAGGAUCUCGGUGCAUUUUCGAGACGCGAUCCAGUUCAUUCACGAGGCCAGAAUGCGAGGAGGUCGCCCUGGAAGUUCCUUCUCCACAACUAAGAACGACUUGCAGAUGCGGUGCUGGUGCACUGUCUUGCGGGAGUCUCGCGCAGCGUCGCCCUGGUCGCAGCCUACGUCUGCACGACGCUGUUUGUCGUCGACAACUUCCGUGUCCUCAGCUUCAUCCAGUCGCGACGCCCUGUAGCUAACCCCAACUUCGGCUUCCGAAUGCAACUCGCCAACUUCUUCGCAAAAGACGUCCGUCCUUCUCGUUGUCAAUUUUAUCUGGACAUGUUGCAGAGCCCUCGUUUGGAGCGUCAACGGCUUCUGUCUUCAGGCGGAAAAUUGUGCGCCGACCUUUUUAAGGCGGACAAGGUCUACUUCGCCAACGGCAGAUGA
Messenger RNA from Caenorhabditis auriculariae, 1154 nucleotides. NCBI's taxonomy places the organism in Eukaryota, Metazoa, Nematoda, Chromadorea, Rhabditida, Rhabditidae. The record is from the annotation of a GenBank genome assembly.